GAACAGGACAUUUAACGUCAGUGUCACAUAAAUAGAAGAAGAGUUCAUUCAGCCAUUACAUUCUCACUCACAGCCAGGUCGAAGCCGCUAGUGGUGGAGGACAGGUCAUUAGCAACCCGACAAAAUGUUAACCGUGAGAGUUGCAGCAGCUUUGGCCAGGACCCUUCCCAGAAGGGCUGGAUUUGUGUCCAAGGCUGUACCGGCCGCCUGCGUUGGGGUCAACCACCUCCACACACACAGACCAUGGCUGCAGAAGAUAGGCACAGCCGAGGUGUCUUCAAUCCUGGAGGAGAAGAUCAUGGGAGCUGACACCUCUGCCGACCUGGAGGAGACUGGACGCGUGCUGUCCAUCGGUGACGGUAUUGCCAGAGUGUACGGGCUGAGGAAUGUCCAGGCAGAAGAGAUGGUGGAGUUUUCUUCUGGACUGAAGGGCAUGUCUCUGAACUUGGAGCCCGACAACGUUGGUGUUGUGGUGUUCGGUAACGACAAGCUGAUCAAGGAGGGUGACAUUGUGAAGAGGACUGGUGCCAUUGUGGAUGUCCCUGUUGGUGAGGAGCUGCUCGGCCGCGUGGUGGACGCUCUGGGAAAUGCCAUCGAUGGAAAGGGUCCUCUUGGCUCCAGCAUCCGUAGGCGUGUGGGUCUGAAGGCUCCUGGUAUCAUCCCCCGUAUCUCUGUGAGGGAACCCAUGCAGACUGGAAUUAAGGCUGUGGACAGCCUGGUGCCCAUUGGCAGAGGCCAGCGUGAGCUGAUCAUUGGUGACAGGCAGACCGGCAAAACUGCCAUUGCCAUUGACACAAUCAUCAACCAGAAGCGCUUCAAUGAGGGAACUGACGAGAAGAAGAAGCUGUACUGCAUCUACGUCGCCAUCGGACAGAAGAGAUCCACUGUUGCUCAGCUGGUGAAGAGGCUGACUGAUGCUGAUGCCAUGAAGUAUACCAUCGUGGUCUCUGCCACUGCCUCUGAUGCUGCUCCUCUGCAGUACCUGGCCCCAUACUCUGGCUGCUCCAUGGGAGAGUACUUCAGAGACAACGGCAAGCACGCCCUGAUCAUCUAUGAUGAUCUGUCCAAGCAGGCUGUUGCCUACCGUCAGAUGUCCCUGCUGCUACGUCGUCCUCCUGGUCGUGAGGCUUACCCCGGUGAUGUGUUCUACCUGCACUCCCGUCUGCUGGAGAGAGCUGCCAAGAUGAACGACAACUUCGGCGGCGGCUCCCUCACUGCCCUGCCCGUCAUCGAGACCCAGGCCGGUGAUGUGUCUGCCUACAUCCCCACCAACGUCAUCUCCAUCACAGACGGACAGAUCUUCUUGGAGACUGAGCUGUUUUACAAGGGUAUCCGCCCAGCUAUCAACGUGGGUCUGUCUGUGUCCAGAGUAGGCUCCGCUGCCCAGACCAAAGCCAUGAAGCAGGUGGCCGGUACCAUGAAGCUGGAGCUGGCUCAGUACCGUGAGGUGGCUGCCUUUGCCCAGUUCGGCUCUGACCUGGACGCUGCCACCCAGCAGCUUCUUAACAGGGGUGUCAGGCUCACUGAAUUGCUUAAACAGGGACAGUAUUGCCCCAUGGCCAUUGAGGAGCAGGUAACAGUCAUCUAUGCUGGUGUCAGGGGUCACUUGGACAAGAUGGAGCCCAGCAAAAUCACAAAGUUCGAGAAGGCUUUCCUGCAGCACGUCCUCAGCCAGCACCAGGACCUGCUUGCCGCAAUCAGAGCUGAAGGCCAUAUCUCGGAGGCAUCAGAUGCUAAACUGAAGCAGAUUGUACUGAACUUCCUGUCCAGUUUUGAGUAAUGGAUAGCACUUCUCUUGAUCUUCAGUGAGCUACCUGUCUGUGUCCCCAUUAUGCUUAUACAUGUGAACACACUGAAGGCCAAAACCUCCAUGUACAGAUUUCUCCAAAUAAAAUUUUACAACCCCAAUGAGCUGUAAAAUUCUUCUGAUUGUGCGCUUAACUACAGUAAGUUAAGUUUGUGACCUGUGAGCAGAUUUCACCAGUGGCAGAAAAGUCAAACAAUACUUUUCUAUAAACGCAUCCAAUGUGUAAUUUGAGUAUUUUAGUGUAAAAAUAUAAAGGUAACAUGCAUAACGGGCCGCAUACCACAGUCUUUAAUUCUGUUUACUGUAACAGUUGUUCAUAAGCGCAUUAUAUUUAAGAGGGCAAAUGAGUGUUGACAAGUGUCUGUUUUGCUCCUCACUGUUUUCAGAGGAUGGAAGGACUGUAUGCCCAGUUUCUCAACUGUGGUUGAAAUGAUGGGGUGAACUGUUUGAUACUAUGGUAAUAAAUUCAGUGACACUGUCUGUCACACAUCAAA
Messenger RNA from Sander lucioperca (pikeperch), 2301 nucleotides. RefSeq names its product ATP synthase subunit alpha, mitochondrial-like. The record is from RefSeq and is a predicted model, not a curated record. Gene Ontology annotation, molecular function: ADP binding; ATP binding; proton-transporting ATP synthase activity, rotational mechanism. The transcript has 11 exons. Gene Ontology annotation, biological process: proton motive force-driven ATP synthesis; proton transmembrane transport. Bases 125 to 1780 code for a protein of 551 amino acids. NCBI's taxonomy places the organism in Eukaryota, Metazoa, Chordata, Actinopteri, Perciformes, Percidae.